AUGCAAUCUCCUAAGGAGUCACAUUUGGAGGCAGCUUUAAGAGUGAUUAGAUAUGUAAAGAAAGAACCAGCUCUAGGAUUGUUUAUGUCCUCAAAAAGUCCAAUGGAGUUGGUAGCGUUUUGCGACUCAGAUUGGGCCUCCUAUGCUGUUAGCAGAAAAUCAGUUUCGGGAUAUUGUGCUAAGCUGGGAGACUCUCUUCUAUCUUGGAAAACCAAGAAACAAAAUACAAUAGCUAGGUCUUCUACAGAAGCCGAAUACAGGAGUAUGGCUACAGCUGUGGCAGAAUUAACUUGUGGUAAGUAUUUGGCCUUUGUUACCGGAGCACUGAUUCAAUAUGGUUCUGGUGUUUCUUUCAUAAAUUCGCUUAUAACUGCUGGAUUUUAUGACUUGACACUAGAACUGCUUGAGAAAUAUGAAGGUCGUUUAGCUACAAAGAAGUUGUCUUCUGGUGAGUCUCUUUUGAGAGCAAUAGCAGGAAAGCAAUCUGCAUUUGCUAGUGGAAGACGAAAAAGGCUUGCCAGUGGAAGACGAAAAAAGCUAAAGUUUUGGCAAUACCUUAACCUUUUUAAGCUUCGGAGUCAUUUAAGGGAAGUAAGAGAGAAAAAGUUGAAGCAUGACAAUGCACUUAAACUUGUCAAACACUUGUGUGAGGAAAUUACAAAGAAUCUAGACCAUGAACAAGCUUCCUCAAUUUUGGAACCACCGCUCCUUUUAGCAGCAGAAUUGGGGAUUUGUGAAGUUGUGGAAGAGAUUAUAAAGUCAUUUCCUGAUGCAAUCUGGUUUACAAAUGAUGAGAAACAAAAUGUAUUCCAGUUGGCAGUCAUGAAUCGUCAAGAGGAAGUAUUUAACCUCAUAUUUCGAAUAAGUGAUCACAAAAAUUUGUUGUUGAUGUCUCAUGAUGAUAAAGAAAACAACAUCUUGCACCUAGCUGGAAGAUUGGCACCCUUAAAUCAACUAAACCUUGUUCCUGGUGCAGCUUUGCAGAUGCAACGUGAGUUACGUUGGUUUAAGGAAGUACAGAAAAUUGUUCAGCCUGACUACAAAACAGAUCUAAACUUUGAAAAUGAAACACCUGCAGUAGUGUUUACUAAGGAACAUGAAAAACUCGUUAAAGAAGGUGAGGAAUGGAUGAAAGGUACAGCAACCUCAUGCUCAGUAGCAGCAGCAAUCAUUGCCACAGUAGUUUUUGCAGCAUCAAUCACUGUACCUGGUGAUUAUAAUGAUAAUGGUCAACCAAAUUAUUAUAAAGAGGCAGCUUUGAAGGUCUUUAGCAUUUCAGAUGCAAUCUCUCUAUCCUCAUCAAUUUCCGCCAUCAUAAUGUUCUUGUCCAUCCUCACUGCACGUUAUGGAGAAAAUGAUUUUCUUGAUUCCCUGCCCCAAAAGUUACUGUGGGGUCUUUUCAUGUUGUUCCUCUCUCUAAUAUCGCUGAUGGUAGCAUUUUGUGCCAUUGUUUAUUUGGUGUAUGCUGACAGAAAGGCGGACGGGAUACCAUAUUUAGCGGUUAUAUUAGCUUUAGUGCCUUUGUUCAUGUAUGCUUUUUCGCAAUUGCCCCUUUUAGGGCAGUUAUUCAUUUCGACUUAUUGUCCUGGAAUUUUCCGGAAGCAAAACAAAAAUUUCUUCUACUAA
This is a messenger RNA of Pistacia vera, 1626 nucleotides long. RefSeq names its product protein ACCELERATED CELL DEATH 6-like. The record is from RefSeq and is a predicted model, not a curated record. The transcript has 5 exons. The coding region runs from base 1 to 1626 and encodes 541 amino acids. NCBI's taxonomy places the organism in Eukaryota, Viridiplantae, Streptophyta, Magnoliopsida, Sapindales, Anacardiaceae.